Daldinia childiae is the source of this 1227-nucleotide messenger RNA. Its product is annotated as Alkaline proteinase. NCBI's taxonomy places the organism in Eukaryota, Fungi, Ascomycota, Sordariomycetes, Xylariales, Hypoxylaceae. The transcript is spliced from 2 exons. Gene Ontology annotation, molecular function: serine-type endopeptidase activity. Bases 1 to 1227 code for a protein of 408 amino acids. The record is from RefSeq and is a predicted model, not a curated record. Gene Ontology annotation, biological process: proteolysis.
AUGUUUAACGUUCGCCGCCUCGCGCUCUUCCUCGGAGCUCUGCUCCCUGCGGCUGUUGCUGCUCCCACUCCUGCUACUCAGCAGAAGGGAGAAAUCAUCCCCAACAAGUACAUCGUUACCCUCAAGGAGGGCGUUACCUCUGAUGACUUCAAGUCUCACGUCAACUGGGCCCGCAGUGUCCAUGCCCGCAGCUUGAACAAGCGCGACACCGUCGGUGUUGAGCGCGAGUACCAGAUCGCCAAGUUCAACGCCUACGCCGGUGAAUUCGACGCCGAGACCAUCGAGCAGAUCAAGAGCCACCCCGAUGUCGCCGAGAUUGAGGAGGACCAGGUCUACUACCUCUUUGACGAAUCCCCUGAGGCUUCCAAGCGAGCUCUCACUACCCAGACCGGCUCUACCUGGGGUCUUGGUACCGUCUCCCACCAAACCUCCGGCUCUACUUCGUACAUCUACGACAGCAGCGCCGGCCAGGGCACCUUUGCCUACAUUAUCGACACUGGUAUCCUCGCUACACACCAGCAAUUCGGCGGCCGUGCUUCGCUCGCUUACAACGCCGUCGGUGGCAGCGAUGCUGACGCUGUGGGCCACGGUACCCAUGUAGCAGGUACAAUUGGUGGAUCGACUUAUGGUGUUGCUAAACAAGCUACCAUCUUCUCCGUCAAGGUCUUCCAGGGAACUAGCAGCUCCACUUCGAUCAUCUUAGACGGAUACAGCUGGGCUGUCAACGACAUCACCAGCAACGGUCGCGAGAGCAAGUCCGCUAUCAGCCUGUCCCUAGGUGGUGGUUUCUCUUCCGCAUUCAACAACGCUGUCAACUCUGCUUACAGCGCUGGUAUCCUGUCUGUCGUCGCCGCCGGUAACAGCGCUACCGACGCUGGCAAUACCUCGCCCGCUUCGGCUGCCAACGCCAUCACUGUCGGUGCUAUCGACUCUUCCUGGAGAAUUGCUACCUACUCCAACUACGGAUCUGUUGUCGAUGUUUUCGCUCCUGGCACUGACGUUCUCUCCUCGUGGAUCGGCGGAAACACUGCCACUAACACCAUCUCUGGUACUUCGAUGGCCACUCCCCACGUGACUGGUCUUUCUCUGUACCUGAUUGCCCUUGAGGGUCUCACCACCCCCGCCGCCGUCACCAGCCGCAUCAAGGCUCUCUACACCAGCGGCAAGCUGUCUGGUAUCCCCAGCGGCACUGUCAACGCCGUCAUCUACAACGGUAACGGCGCUUAA